This is a messenger RNA of Prunus avium (sweet cherry), 1790 nucleotides long. RefSeq names its product lipid phosphate phosphatase 2-like. The record is from RefSeq and is a predicted model, not a curated record. Gene Ontology annotation, cellular component: membrane. Gene Ontology annotation, molecular function: phosphatidate phosphatase activity. NCBI's taxonomy places the organism in Eukaryota, Viridiplantae, Streptophyta, Magnoliopsida, Rosales, Rosaceae. Gene Ontology annotation, biological process: phospholipid dephosphorylation; phospholipid metabolic process.
CACCACGGGGUCCCUCUUUCUCUUUCAGUUUGAUUCCGAAAUUGAUGCGGGAGCCCGAGGCUCGGGGAGCUUUUGUUCUUCAGAGUUCUCCAUCAACGGGCACUUACCUCUGGAUCCAACAAAAAAAGAGAAAAGGGCACUUACAUCUGGGAGAAAGAAAACGUUCGAAAGAAGAUGCCAGACUUUCAGUUGGGAUCUCACACAUUAAAAUCUCAUGGAGUCAAAGUGGCUAAAGUGCACAAAUAUGAUUGGUUAAUUCUUCUGCUUCUUGCGGCGGUUGAUAUAACUUUGAAUGUUAUAGAGCCUUUUCACCGUUUUGUUGGCGAGGAAAUGAUGACUGAUCUGAAAUACCCUUUUCAUAAGGACACCAUACCUUUUUGGGCUGUUCCAAUUUACGCAGUAAUCUUGCCUCUUGUCAUCUUUCUCCUGUACUAUUUUUUCAGAAAGGAUGUUUAUGAUUUGCACCAUGCCAUAUUGGGUCUUUUCUAUUCUGUUCUUAUAACUCUUGUUAUAACCGAUUCAAUCAAAGAUGCUGUUGGUCGCCCCCGUCCAAACUUCUUCUGGCGGUGUUUCCCUGAUGGAAUAGGUGAAUUUGAUCCUGUCAGUGGCAAUGCUAUGUGUAAUGGAGAUAAGAAAGUUAUCAAGGAAGGACACAAAAGCUUUCCUAGUGGGCAUACUUCAAUUUCAUUUGCAGGUCUUGGCUUCCUUGCAUGGUAUUUGUCAGGGAAAAUUAAAGUGUUUGAUCGUAGGGGCCAUUCUGCAAAGCUCUGCAUUGCAUUUCUUCCGUUACUCUGCGCUGCUCUUGUGGGAAUCUCUCGUGUGGAUGACUACUGGCAUCAUUGGCAAGAUGUCUUUGCUGGAGGUCUUAUAGGAAUUAUCAUAGCUUCAAUUUGUUACUUGCAGUCCUUCCCUCUCCCAAACCAGCACGAUGGGUGGGCACCUCAUGCAUAUUUUUCCAUGCUGGCUGCAGAGAGGAAUGGUGGCCAGUCCAUGUCCCCAGCCACAAGGGCUAAUUACAGUCCAGAUUUCACUCCACAAGAUACCAGUCCACCACCCCACCAAUUACUGGAAGAAAUGGAAACUGGGAGAAGAUACUGAUUUUGCAGUUGUAUAUGUCAAAUAGAAAUCAUAACUUACUUAAGGAAGAUACUUUGUACGCGCGAUGCAGAACUUCAUUUGAUGACUGUAGCUCCCAACUUCAUUAUUUAUUUAAUGAAAAAUUUUCAAUGUCUUGCUGUCCAAGUUUCAUUUUCAGGCUGCUGUGGCAAUAUAACUUUGAGAUCGAUGUACUCUUUCAAAACCUGUUGGUCUUUUAACAGCUGAGGUUGUUGACUACUAGGAGAGACAUUAAAAGGAGAAAUCUCAAGUCAAAGAAAACAAUAUGAAACAUUAAAUGGCCGGGCGCGUCUUAGUUAAUGUCUGAACCCCCAACCCAACUUUCAGGAACCGUUGGCUGUUAACUGGUGAUUGCUGGCAACAAGAAAAGCUAUCCCAUUUACAUAAUUACAGUUGCUGCACUGCCUGCUCUCAUAAAUUCCUUCAAUUUAAGCCUCUUACCUUAUUUCCCUUUGAAUAUAUAGCUACACCUUCAUCUGCAUCUUCAUUAACAUACUAUAUAUAUCGCCUUGGCAUGUAGCUCUCUCCUUGAUUCCAUCUCUCAGAAAAAUAUGCAGACAUUUACCGGAUUCUGUGGAAGCUUGAAGAGGUACAGGAGGAGAAGACGAUAUCGAAGACUAAGAAGUGUGGUUAGCAAAGAGGAAAAUGCAAGGGUUUCAAUGGCAGAAGGGAAA